AACAGAGUGAUGUAAUGAGGCCCGGAAGCAGGCAAUUUGCUGCCCGCGGCGGCCGCAGUUGCGCGAGACAACCUGCCCGGAGUACCUUCUUCUUGAUACCGCGGUCCAGUCGCCUCCAGUAUCGGACAUACCCGAUUGAUAAACUCGCGGAAAGUGGUGUUGUGAGAAAGCGAGAAUAGGGGAAGAAAAUAUUGCGCCGGUGGCCGCGCGCGAGUGCGUGUAAAGAGAAAUCGUCAGCGCGCGUCGAGAAGAACGUAAUUAUCUUGUAUGAUGUACGCGCGGCCCGUUGGCACAACGUUGUUUUGUUCGAUAUAAUGAGUGUGAAUUAUACGCGACAAUGGACGUUGCACAAUUGGCGUAAGGUGCAGUUUUCUGAAUCUACGAAAUCGGAGAUUUUAAAUUUAUAUCGAUAUUACGUUGUUUCUAAUUUUUGUUAAACUCUAAUGCCUAACUCGAAAAGAGCGACGUAGCGAUGUAGCGAAAUACUUUUUUUGAAUUUUCACGUUGUUCUAAUUUCUUUCCCUUGGGGAAAGCUAUCUUAGUUAAAAUUAAUUAAAGCUCAAAUUUAUUAUAUUACUCUUGAAAUAUACGAUACUUUCAUUAGCGCAUCAUUAAUUAUAAGUCGCAGUGAAAAUUUAAUAACAUAGAGAUUAAAGUUGACUGAGAACGCGACACUGUUUGGUGAACGAAAUAGAUUCUCGAUAGCGUAAAAAUGGCGACCGCCCGAGCGGUCCGCGGACUACGGUAUCCCCGACGAUCGAUCGCUCGAUUCGGCUUUUAAACUGUCAGACAGAACUGUAAAGACAAUCCGGCUGCGCGCUCAUCGUGCCGCGGAACAGCGUGACUAUGUGACAGUUUUGUGAUUAGAUUGACCUCAAUACGUGCUGGACAUCCGGAUGUACCCACGAGAGUGCUUUUAUCCUUAACCAUCCCGAUCGAACGUCAGCGAACGUUUCGCGAUAGUGACUUCGAGACUGAAAAAAGAUUUCUCGCCUUCCGGACUAUUUCUGGUAGAUGAUCCAAGUGAAAAAGUGACAUUUAAGCGACGAUCAACGUACCGACAGUGAAACGUGUGCAGAUUCAUCGCGAAAAUUGUCUCGGUGAUCGAAGGGGCUCUUUGGUGAUGUACGACAGCGCUAGCUGUUCGUACGCAGGUGCGCUCGAAUUAAAGGGAGCCUCCGGGGCCGGAGCCGCGGCCGCGGCCGCCGCCGGUGUAACCGCGGCCGGCGUCAAGCAGGAGAACUGGCCGUAUCGCGGCCUCACCUGCGGCAGCACCUUUCAACGACUCAAGGAAAGCGUCGACAAGGCGAAGCAGGCCCUCGCCGAUCGCAGUGGUUACCUGGCGGGUGCGUUUUCGCCGCCUCCACGCGCCAACCCGUCCGCCAUUUCGCCCACCGCCUCCAUCACCGAUGCUGGCAGCUCUUACAAGGGAGGCUGGAGCCACGCCACGUCGCCGGCACCUGGUCAGGGCUAUGGAAGCAGCUUGUCAAAGACAGCACUGGACACGCACAGCCAUCUCAGGCAGCCUGAUCCCUACCAAAUGUUCGGGGCGACGAGUAGUCGGCUCGCGAGCUCUGGUUCCGGUCAAAUACAGCUCUGGCAGUUUCUACUCGAGCUUCUAUCGGACUCCAGUAAUGCCGCGUGCAUCACGUGGGAAGGAACCAAUGGCGAAUUUAAGUUGACCGAUCCCGACGAGGUGGCGAGACGAUGGGGCGAGAGAAAGUCCAAACCUAAUAUGAAUUACGACAAAUUAUCGAGGGCUCUGAGGUACUACUACGACAAGAACAUCAUGACGAAGGUGCACGGCAAGAGGUACGCGUAUAAGUUCGAUUUCCAGGGUCUGGCGGCCGCGACGCAGCCGGCGGCGGCCGAUCCGGCGGCGUACAAAUACCAGAGCGAGCUCUUCAUGUCCGGCUACGGCCACGCCAAGUUGAAUCUGAUGCCGCCGCCGGCGGCGUCGGUCUCGGUUUCCGUUCCCGGCGGCCUCUUCCAAUCGGCAUCGAGCUACUGGUCGACGAGCCCGGGCGCAAACUUGUAUGCCGGCCAUCACACGGCCUCCGGACACGUGCCACCUCAUCUCGGCACCUAUCCGCAUUACGCAUGACCCGCCGCCGAGCACUGGGGUGCUCUGGGCACGCCGCGUUGAAAGAAAAGAAAAAAAAAAAAAAACAAGAAAAAGUACGGAACCGCAUCCGCCACCGUCGCCGUCGCCACCGUUGCCGUCGGCGGCAAUGUGAAAUCAUAAAUUGCGCCCCCCAUCCCGCCCCCGCAGGCUCGGACCGCAUAUUGUUUCAGGUAUUUGCACGAAUCUGUCCAUACCGUACUUGCUCGCGACAUUAUCCUUUCGUAAUGGAUUUUAAAGCAACUGUCAUAUUUCGAACGAUCCGAAAUGAACGCGAGACAGAAUAAGUGGUCUGAUGAUUAACUUCCUGGUGCUCUCUUUCCCUUGAAACUGCAUUUCAAGAGAAACACGAUUAAAUAUACAAUUAAUCUGUCAUAUUUGAUAUUUAUUUCGUUUCAUAAUAUUCAUCAACGUAUGUUCAGUAAUAAAUUUAUUUAAUCUCUUGACUUCGUCGAAAGUGUCAAGUAAUAAUUAAAAAAGCAGAAAACUUUCAAAUAUUAAACUUAAUUAAGGGAUUAAAUUGUUAAAGGAGAAGAAUGCAGAAGAAAGAAACAAUAGCACAUGCUAUCGUCUCAGUGAUACAAACGUUUGUCGAGUUGAAAGAACUUUCAACUGACAUCUCUACUAGGUACACAUCUCAAUUGAAGUUUCAAGAGUGCUUCUAAACAUGGAAAUGUGGGAUGUUUAUAACACAGAAGAAACCUACUUUGUGAAAGAGAUAACAUUAAUUUAAAUGAGUGAGUUCACAUUCGAAGCUAACUAAAGUUUCUGGAAAAACUUAAUUAUCAAGUUAUAUUAUAUAUACAUUUUCCGAAAUGUAGUUGGCAAUUAUAAAAAUUUAA
Pogonomyrmex barbatus (red harvester ant) is the source of this 2964-nucleotide messenger RNA. It is a transcript of the gene Ets65A, whose product is annotated as DNA-binding protein D-ETS-3. Gene Ontology annotation, cellular component: nucleus. Gene Ontology annotation, molecular function: DNA-binding transcription factor activity, RNA polymerase II-specific; sequence-specific DNA binding. NCBI's taxonomy places the organism in Eukaryota, Metazoa, Arthropoda, Insecta, Hymenoptera, Formicidae. The record is from RefSeq and is a predicted model, not a curated record. Gene Ontology annotation, biological process: cell differentiation; regulation of transcription by RNA polymerase II.